AACGGCGGAGGCAAACACCAUUCAAACAAAAUUAACGAGAGCUUAAAGAAGCCGGUGUUGAGGAUGAAUAUUCAUGAUUUCCCGGACUGUCAGGAUCCCAGGUGGCUUUGCGAGCGCCAAAUGAGCUCUCGAAAUCCUUGUCUUGCGCUUCUAAUGACACUUAAUUUGCUGGUCUGAUCGGAUGUCGUCGGAUGGCCGUCACAUGACUGUGGUUCGAGCUCCCCACUCACAAGAGCGAGAGCUGGUUGUUCACCCUUGUCAAUCCUUCAUUGGAGAUGUUCGACUUUGAAAUCAAAUUGUCGCGUAAAUAACCAUCGCUUGUUUACGUCAACACUUGAACCACCUUUCACCAUUACUAAUUAUUCAUUGCUUUUCGUACCGGAAAUUUGCCAGAUUAUCACAGGUCAGUGGUAAAUAUCGCUUCCGAAAAUUCAUUCUGAUUGGAGAGUCACCCGAAGGAAAUUCAGUUUCUUUCGGGACAUCCUUCGGGCUUUGGUUCUUUCGGUUUUUCCCACUUACUUUUUCUUGUAGUUUUUAACCGAAAAAUGGGAUUUGUAAACAGCAAGUAAAUUUUGUUACACCGAUAGGACCUUGUUACAUCAACGAUUGAUGUUAAAUGCAUAUAUUUUGAAGCUGAUUUAUUUUGUAAUUUCUUUGAUAUUGGUAUAACGGGAUAUAAAUUCCCAGAUUUAUGGUAUAUUUUAUGGUGUAUAUGGUACACAUAUAAAGAAGCUUGUUCUCAAUGGCAAUACAUGUACAUGUAGAGUUUGCUUGGACCAGCAUGUACAAGACAGGCUUCCUCAAAUAGCUUUGUAAGAAAUGAGCUCACGAAAGUUGUAGUAUUUCCUGUACAUUUGUAGAGAGGGUAUACACGUGCAAUUAUCGUACCCAUUUUUAUGGCUUUGCAUGUGCGUUCGCGAUGUUCGCCAUUAUGGCCAGCGCUGGCGCAGGUCCGCUUCCGGAGCAUGUCUGUCCGCGCAUAUUAAGUAGGGAAGACGGGAAGGAUCUGCGAUCCCCCGUAGUAGCUAUGUGCCGUGGCUUCGUUGUUGUUACGCCGGUGUAUUUAAUAACCAGGACGGUCAGGACUGACGAUCACUCACGUAGGGCCGUGGAGCCCGGCGGGAGAAAAGAGCAUCACUGCCUCCCGCCGCGCUAGAGUUUUGACCGGGGCUGAGCGCGCACUGACACAUCGACCAUGGGGUCGGGCUCCAGCGCCGCCUCGGCGGUGCGCGUGAAGGCGCGGGCCAAGGCAACCGUAGACGUGGCUGCGAUGAAGGAGUCAACCCUCAGGAACCGACAGAUCGAUAAGAUCAUCAAGGAGGAGCAGCAGAUUAUGAGAAAGACCGUAAAACUUCUCUUUCUUGGUGCUGGGGAGUCUGGAAAGAGCACAUUCGCCAAACAGAUCAGGUUGAUACAUCAUGGCGGGUUCAGCGAAAGUGAACGCAUGGCAUACAAACUGGUGAUUUACUCCAACCUCAUCAGCGGCAUGCGGGCCAUCAUCGACGCCAUGUCGACGCUCGACAUUUCCUACAGCCAUCCGACACGACAGAUGGACGAAUCCAUUUUCAGAGCUCAGGCACACAUGGUGGAGAUGGGUAACCUAGAUAUGACACAAGAGCUGGCAGACACCAUCAUGGAACUGUGGAGAGACCCGGGGGUGCAACAGUGCUACGACAGAUCCAACGAAUACCAGCUUCUAGACUCAAUCUCGUAUUUCGUUGAGAAUGUCUACCGUGUUGCCCAUCCCAACUGGAUACCAACAGACGAGGACAUUGUGCGGUCCCGCCUACGAACCUCCGGUAUUAUCGAAACACGAUUUCAGUUCCGAGGACUUACAUUCAGAUUGUUGGACCCCGGUGGACAGCGCAGCGAACGACAGAAAUGGAUCCACUGUUUUGAGGACGUGACGGCGGUUCUCUUCAUAGUGGCUAUCAGUGCUUACGAUCAAGUGAUACGGGAAGACCGAGAAACGCCCAGGAUGCAGGAGAGCAUGGUACUCUUUGCCUCCAUUUGCAACUCCAAGUGGUUCACCAAGACGGCAAUGAUGCUCUUUCUCAACAAAUGUGACAUCUUUGAGGAAAAGAUCCAGCGAGUUCCUCUGAAUUACUUCUUCAAGACAUACAGAGGACCGAAUGUAGCCAAACCGGCAAGAGCUUUCAUCUGUGACGUGUACAAGAAUCUCAGUAAAUCCAAGAGCAGGCAGAUAUAUCAUCAUUUCACCACUGCCAUCGACAGGUCGAACGUCCAGUUUGUCUUCGAUGCUGUGGCAGAUGUUGUCCUAAAAAGUUCCCUCAACACGAUAGGGAUGUUAUAAAAGAAACUUGGGAAUAAAAACGGCAAUGUUCUUGCUCACAACGACACUAUGUAUUGUAGAAAAUGUUCAAAACAAACUGCCAACUUGUCGUCUUCGUAUCGAACGAUGGCGUCCAUUUCUUCCUUUAAGGUGUUAGGAGGAAAUCGGCCAAGUUUUUGUGCAUGAUACGCAAACGUAACGCGAUGCUAAUCAGUGGAAUGGACCAGCGGCAUCGCCAGGCUCUUAGGGAAGGAUAGAGGGGUGCAAAAGUUCCCAUGCCCAGGAGGGCAUUUCCCCCUCCAUCUCUCCCCCAGCUAAGCCAUUGGAACGGACGCGUUUUUCUCCACACCCCGUUUUCCCUGACGGAGGUAAGGGGGGGUAAAGGCUAGUGACUACCUCCAGCUAAAGAUGAUUUUCGUUUUGCUCCGCAUGCAACAUUCGAUUUGACCUGAAGAGGCUUUCUAAGGAAAUAUGAAACAGCACAAAUUUUGCCCAAGGAACUAGUGACAACCAGCAGUAUUAAGACCAGGAAUCAAGACAAAACGGAGCUUAUAUGGCAGCCAAGGAGAUCCACUAGAGCCAUAAUAAUAACAAUGUUGGUGCUGCGUGUUUUGUAUUUAAGAUGGACCGUAAAAAUACACAUUAAGAACGUCUUAAACAACCAUCAAAAGUAUUCAAGGGCCAGGGAAGAGAGCCCACGAUAAGACUGAAAUCAAAAGCAGAAAGUUGCAAAGGAAUUGUAGUUAUGAUGUACAUGUAUAUAGCUGUUUUCUAACUUAUUUCCAAUUCUGUAUAUGUAUAGCAUUACAAAAUUACAAACAGGGUAUUUUUGGCGAGGUUUACUAGACGUAUUGUCUUGGUGUUUCUUUAAGCACAGAUAUUAUAAAUUGAAAACAUAAACUUAAAAAGAAGAAAAUGAAAGAGAAACAUUUACAUAUAUCUAGAAACAAUAAAUGAAUACAAUCCUUGUGUUAAAGUGUUUCGGAUAGAUGCUCCAGUUGUUGAAAAGGGUUUUAUUUUGAUGAGAGGAAAUCGAACGGACAAUUGAAAAAGUAGACAUAUUUUGGGUUUUUGUAGAUUUUUGGCUAUCCCGGGCACAUCCUUGAGCUAGAGGUAACGAAUCGUGUUUCAGUAACCAAAAAGCUAUUUUCAGACUUUUUAUCCAAAAUGAAAAACGGAUUUUAUGCCUUGCAUUAUUUUGUUCAAAAAUUAGUAUUCGGUUAAGCAUGUCUUUUUUCUACUCUUACAAAGAAACAAAGAAAGAGUCCGGAAAGUAAACUCUUAUUUUGAAGAAAGAAAUUUGGAAUAGAAAAUUUUUUUAGAACGAAACAAAAUAAGAACAAAAGAUUAAAAUUGCAUUUUUAUAAUAAUUCAAUCAAAAUGUGUCUUUUCUAUAAACAAUAUUGUAUCAUUUGUCGAUUCCAAUAGAGCAUAUUCUGGUCAUGUCCUGUUGUUAAGGCCAUGCUUUGGAAAACGUUUGAACGAUUUUUGGAAAGUGUUAUUUCCAGACAAAACUGAAUAAAUGAGUUGGAACGGCAGACAGUGCGACAAAAGUCUGGACAUGCGCUUUUGAGGACCGUCUUCUAGUUUAGUCGCUUUUGAUUAAUUUCGGGGUGAACUUUAGUCCAAAAUAAAAAAGAGGGGUUAGACUUGUAUUUAAAAAAAUACGGUCAAAAUUUGUCUUUUAUUUCAAUACAAAAAAUGCUUGUGGAUUUAACUUGAACUUUAACUUCAGGUAUUACUAAGGCCAUAUUUAGAAAAAAUCAGUGAACUUUGGGGAAAAUAUAAGCUUUAGGCAAUUUUCUAGGCAAAAAUAGAAUUUUUAAAAAAAUUCUGUUCAUUCAGGAAAUGACGCUUUUUAGAAUCAGGAACAAUUUAUUAAAAUUUCUCUCAAAAAUAAUAAAAAAAACAGAACAAGGGUUACGCCUUACGUUUAUAUUAAAUUCGAUCAAACUUCGACUUUCCUCUAAACAAUUCAGGAAUUUUUUUGGUGCUUAUUUUAGCAUUGUUGAAGCCUUAAUUUGAAGAAAAACCAAGGUUUUUUGGUAACAUUAAAGCGAUAAGACAAAAAUAAAAAUAUGAUUUUGAACGGCAAGACAGUAUAAGAUAAUUCAGGAAAUGUACUCCGGGGAUCAUCGGGGUACUUUAUCAAGGAGCUAAUUUAGUUUGAGGUUUUUUCUACCAAAACUUAAAAAAUGACAAAGAGUUAGCCUUACAUUUUAUAAUUAAAAUUCGGUCAAAAUGUCUUUCCUCAAAACAAUACAGAAAUGAUAGUCGUGUUCAAUCGUGUACACACUAGUAUUGUUAAGGCGAUUAAUUUGGGAGAAUGUGAGAUUUAGCCAAAAUGAAAUCCUUUCCAGAAACACGCCAGUGCGUUUAAGUUAAGAAAUAUGCAUUGGGGUAAGGGGUAAGCCUUGCAUUUUAUUAUUUGAUAAAAUUAUAUAUUUAAAUAAAUAAAAUAUUAUUUAUUUAAACUUCUUUGAUUACAACAAACUCCAUUAAAAGAGAACACCAAAGUUGUAAAAUAGGGAAUAGACAAUUUUUUAUUUAUCCUUCUUUCCAAAUGUUUUUAAUAGAAACUGCGAGAAAUACAUACUUUAGAAAGUAAAGGAAUUUGACUAUUAAGGAACGCUACACGCACUUUGCCUUUAAGGAGAAAGUUUGGUCUGAAAAUGGUUCGGCAAAACUUUUACAAACACCUGGCAUUUUAUUAUAAAUCAGUCAAUCGGUUUGAUUCACAAUACACUCCAAUGAAAGAGAGCACAGAACUUUGAAAAUACGUAACAAAAACUUUGAUCUUCAAUCCCAAAUUUGUGGGUGUUUUUUCCACAAAAAUACAAUACAGGCUUUAAAGAGUACAAACAUUUUAGUUAGGAUAGAAAACUUUAAUCAUGCAGCUUAAUAGUAUAAAAUUAAUACACCCAUCUGUAUAUUAAACACUCUUUUUUGUCCCCAUAAAAGAUGAGCAAAUCAAAAAAAAAUUCCAAUGAAAAAAAUAUAUUCAACCCUUCAUCAAAGAAUAUAUAAACAAGUACAUAUAUAUUAUCUUAAUCUUAAUGUUUGUUACACUGUGCCGAUGCAGCAAUUAUAAAUAUCUUAAGGUUGAUCUGAGUUUUAUUACUUGUGAGCUAUCAGAUCGAACUGUUUGCAAAAUCAAAUAAACUCUAGUGCUGUUUAAUGGCUAAUGUCCUCCAAGAUGGCGUCACACCCUCCAUGAUGACAACUGGCCUCUAAUAUGGUUGCAGUGAAUCAGGCCUAUCUCUUUAAUAUAGACUGUGUUUAGAUACAAACUA
Acanthaster planci (crown-of-thorns starfish) is the source of this 5586-nucleotide messenger RNA. Its product is annotated as guanine nucleotide-binding protein G(i) subunit alpha-like. Gene Ontology annotation, cellular component: heterotrimeric G-protein complex; cytoplasm. The record is from RefSeq and is a predicted model, not a curated record. Gene Ontology annotation, biological process: adenylate cyclase-modulating G protein-coupled receptor signaling pathway; Rho protein signal transduction. Gene Ontology annotation, molecular function: GTPase activity; G protein-coupled receptor binding; G-protein beta/gamma-subunit complex binding. Lineage: Eukaryota; Metazoa; Echinodermata; Asteroidea; Valvatida; Acanthasteridae.